Molecule: messenger RNA, 2463 nt
Organism: Vanessa tameamea
Lineage: Eukaryota; Metazoa; Arthropoda; Insecta; Lepidoptera; Nymphalidae
Gene: Ufl1
Product: E3 UFM1-protein ligase 1 homolog
Exons: 7
Coding region: 134-2428 (764 amino acids)
Biological process (GO): response to endoplasmic reticulum stress; protein K69-linked ufmylation; regulation of proteasomal ubiquitin-dependent protein catabolic process
Cellular component (GO): endoplasmic reticulum membrane
Molecular function (GO): UFM1 ligase activity
Source: RefSeq, a predicted model, not a curated record
UCAUCCCUAGUUGUGAGAACUGAAUGUGGACAAGUGACAGUGACACGUAUCAACAACAUUGACGAUCGACGAAUCCUUUCAAAUAAUUUUAUGAAUAAUUUAUGGAACUUUAAGAGUUUGAAAUAAGAUAAAAAUGGCACCUUCGACAGAUUGGGAUGAAAUAAAGCGUUUAGCUGCUGAUUUUCAAAAAGCUCAGUUAAGUACUUCAGCUCAACGAUUAUCGGAGAGAAACUGUAUUGAAAUCGUAUCAAAGUUAAUAGAACUCAAAUUGAUUGAUGUCAUUUUCACAACAGAUGGCAAAGAAUAUUUAACACCACAACAACUUAUCAGAGAAAUUAGAGAUGAAUUAUAUGUGCGUGGUGGUCGUGUUAACACUGUCGACUUGGCUAAGGAGUUAAAUGUAGAUCUCAAUCAAAUAAAUGUUAAUGUGGCUGAAAUUAUAAAAGGGAAAGAAGUCCAAUUGGUUUCAGGAUACUUAAUAGCACAUUAUUAUUUAGAAAAGAUUGCAAGGGAGAUAAAUGAAAAGUUGCAACUGCAGGGUCAAAUAACUGUAGGAGAUUUAACGUUGCAAUAUGACUUACCAGCGGAUCUAUUACAGCAUGGUGUAUUGGAAAGAUAUAUUGGUAAAAUUAUUAGUGCAAAGCAGGAUCCAUCUGAUCCAAGAAUUUUUUACACUGAAGAGUUUAUAAUGAGAACAAAAGCAAAAAUCCGUGGAGCUUUGAUGGGCUUACUUAAGCCUACACCUAUUAGUUUAAUCAUCAGCCAUUGUAACAUAGCAGAGCGAUUGUUUAUGUAUCUCUUUGAUCAGUUAAAUGCCCCUGGAGUCCUGACUGGACGACAAUCUGGGGCACAGUAUGUACCAUCCUGCUAUACGAAAUCUCAAAAUGAGUGGGUAAUCAAUUUCUAUAAACAGAAUAAUUACUUAGAAUAUGAUGCAUUAACUCGCUUAGGUAUAUCAGAUCCUAAGGGUUAUGUAAGAAGAGUCUUGUCUAAUGAAGAUAUGGAGUUCUUAAGUAGUUGUGUAAUCGGUUCACAAAUAAAGCAACAACUAGAGACAGCUUUAGAAGAAUGCAUGUCUUCAAAGAGCUACUUAGAUGUUGUGUCACUACUGCCAUCAGUGCUAUCAGAUGAAGAUAUAGACAAUGUGCUAGAAACACUGCUUAAGAAAAACACAAGAUCAACCAUUUUGUUUGAUAAAACAGUGUUCAGCAAUAGUUUCAUUGAAAAUCUGAAACAAGCUUGUAUGCCAAUUGCCCAGCUAAAUGCUGAGUCUGUUGUAAAAUCGGGCAAGUAUCAGCAAUUCUAUCUUGAAAAACAACUUCUCAGAUCUGAUAGCCAACAACAUGGUCAUGUGGACCAUAAAGCUGAAAGGCGUGAGGAACGCAGGAAGAAGGCUAGUUCUGGAAAAGGUGGUGGGGGUACACAAGGACGGGAAACUAAAACGAAAGCAGUGAAGAAACAUCAGAGAUCUAAACAAACUGCUCAUGACUCAGAUUCUGAUGAUGCAUCAAAUGCUACAAAAAAAACUCAAAGUAAUUUAGAAAUUGUCAGUGUUGAAGACAUUGAGAAUUGUAUAAAACAGCAAUUAGAAAAUGAAGGCCUUGAUGAUUUAUUGACACAAAUAGCUGAAUAUCUUCAGGGACAUCUAAAUCAAACUGCUCUGACGAUAGCAAAGGAACUUGCUGAAAAAUUACUUCAAGAUGCUAAUCAAAAUAGAAAACAAACUCAUUCUUCUGCACAAGAUCGUAUAAAUGUUCUUGUAAAUGAUAUCAAACUCUAUGAGAAAGGCUUAAAACUAUUUCCAAGUGAUCAACAGCCACAAUUUAUUAAAUAUUUACUAAAAUCAUUUGGGGGUGAUAUUUUAUCAGAAUUUUGCAAGUAUGCAGCAAACCAGUGUAAUCUUUCUGUACAAGUUGAUAUUUUGUCAGUGGAACAAAGGAAUAAAAUAAUAAAUGAUUUAUCUGAAGAGUACAUGAAACCACUAAGAGCUCUAAAUGUAACUUUAUCAGAUCAAAAUAUGGAGCCAUUUUAUCAAGCAGUGGAUGUUUGUUUAUCAGAAUGUGGCAUGAUUUUGAAAAAAAUUGAUAAAAAGAAGGAUAAACUUUUGGUUCAAAACCACAGAGAGAAACUUAUUUAUGAGUUAGAGAGUUGUGAGGAACCAGCUUUAGUUUUACAUUUAGUUGUACUUGCCCUGUUUACAAUACUCAAUCAAAAUAUGUUACAUGCUUCUGGAAGACAGGUUCCAAUUAUUAUAACAUAUUUAAAGACUCACCUAAAAGAAGAACAUUUUGAAAAACUCCAAAAGUACCAUGAAUUGGUGACUAAGUAUUUGACAGCUCAGGAUGAUGAAAAGGGAAUUAUUGAAGAAAAAUUAAAAGAAGACAUGUCUUUCCUAAAAAAUCUUGUUAUUGAAGUUAAGAAGUACUAAGAAAAUUUUAAAUGAAGAAUAUGUUUUGUUAUAUU